AUGCCUCCGAUAUCCUCGCAGCGACGCGCCUCAACCGAAGAGAAUUCGUCCCUCUCUGACGAUGAUGUCGGAUUCCUUUACCAAGUUGUCAUUCGCGCCGAGAGCCACCCCGAGGUUCAACAGCUUCCAUUCCGAGCCCUGUUCGCGGCAUAUGACGAGGUUAUUCUCGAACAUGGCGUCAAUGCCGAUCCGGGCCAUACAUGCCUGCGAUUCCUGUUCAAGAUGGGAAAUAAAGAUGCGCUAGGGACGACACUCUUCGACAAGUUCGAGAAUACACUCCAACGAAUGGGAAUCGUGAUUGAACUGGGAGACGACGCCUCUACGGGAAUCAACGAGACAUUUGAAACUGGGCAAUACUCAUUUGAGGGCACACGCAGCCAGGCCGACGAGGACAGUCACAUUCCUAAGACGAAUGGAGUUCCUAUCACGCCUAGGAGACGCGCUUCAUUUAAUACAACGGUAGAUAUUGGCGAGGAUGUGACCCAGAGAAGCUUCAUUGAGCGCCCGAGCUCUCGUUCCUCCAUGUCACGACUUCAAACUGGGAAGCCCGAAUUCGCUACACCCAGACUGUCGCCGAAACCUAAAAUUCAAAAUCACCUAAACAGGUCACCAGAUCGCACGGAUUUGAUUGCUCAAUUCUUAGAAAUUGGCAGAGGUCUGAUUAGUCGAUUUGAUAAUGCGCAGAACAAGAAGGUGGAAAGAGAAGACCCACCGCUGACCAACGGAGUAGUGGCGCGUUCAGCUGUCAACCAUGACCGCUCUAAGAGAAUUGCAGCGGCUUCGAAACUUCAACGGUCAUCCUCCCUAAGCUCAGCAGACAGCUUCCAAUCGGAUGAGUCCAAAUCUGCUGUCUCACAGACCACUGAGCACGAUGCUUUCCUGAAAGAAGAAGCUCCGCCUGAGCUUCUGUAUCGCCCCCAGCUUUCAGAUCUACUCCGGGACGCGUCUACUUUCAAUAUGUAUCGCCAGCGGGCUAUAUGCCGUCGGAUCCUCCCACAAUGGUUCAGAGGGGCGUUGAAGACACGCCAAAUUCGUGAAAAGAGGGAAACCAUUGCGAUAAACCAUGAUCGAAACACUCUGCUUCGGCAAGCAUUUGAGCCAUGGCGCGCUAUCAUUCAAGAUAAACGCCACACAGCCAGAACUGAACGUUUCUUCAAACAUCUAGAUGAACGCGCUAAUAGAGCCCGUGAUCUUUACCUAAUGACAAAGGCUUUCACGCAUUGGGCUCAGCUUACAUCUGAAGAAGUCGCCCGGACAUCGACAGCCCGACAGCAUGUCUUGAGUAUCAAAUAUUUCAAUGCCUGGCGUGAGAUAACUGCAGUCAACGAACUCAAGGCUCAGCGCUUCGCAUUGCGGAAACCUUUCAAUAGGUGGCGGAAGAAAAUAACCGACCUCAAGGCAGCGGAAGCCCAGGCUGUAACAACGCACAACGACAAUCUCCGACAUACUUCUUAUUGGCAAUGGUUUUGGGGCUUUUGCGAUCGCCGAGCUCCUGAAUGGUAUGACAAUCGCCUUAAACGGCGCUCGCUCCUUUACUGGCUUCGCAACUUUCGGACCAAUCGAGAACGAGACCACGAAAUCGACGUUCAUAACAGACGCACUGCGCUAGCAUCUGUUUUGCAAGAAUGGUCUCAAAGGUCUAGAAUUAUGGCUUCGGCACAUCAACAAGCUGAAAGCAUCCAACGCCGAGAGGCUCUUAGAGAAAAGUUCGAUGAAUGGAGGAUACAAUCCCAAUUAGCUCCUGCUGCUUCCAGGGUCUGCAACAUGGUAGACACUAGGAUUCUUCGAAAUGCCCUUUCGCGGUGGGUUUCAAAAGCCCGAAUGGUUGAGCAGGCGGAGGAUAUGGACCAAUACCGACUCCAGCGUAAUUCAUGGACAGCCUGGAACGAUACAUUGCGUUGCCUUGCACUUCAGGCUCGAAUCGACGAGCGAUUGAAAAUGGAAGCCAUCUACAAGUGGAUUUUGAUGGAGAGAUACCGACUCAUGCGCAGGAUACAUGAACAACGUAUCAAGCGCGAGAUUUUCUCUCGCUUUGUGACGAAUACGAGAGAUACAUACACACGACUAUUAUUCCAUGCAGAAAGUCACGAAGAUAGUCGGGCCGAGGAUUUGGUAAGGUCUAAGUUUGCGGUAUGGCGAGAUCAACUGUCGAUCCAACGCGAGCGGGAAUAUGCAGCUUUUGAGUUCUAUGCACCACGCCUGGCACAGGAGUCUCUUAUGGCUUGGAGAUCGAAGCAUCAGCAGAUCGUCCAAAUGGAAGGCUGGGCUUCUGACGCGGAAUUCUACUUUUUGAUGAAACGAUCCAUGAAACGUUGGCACCAAGCGACAUUGGAGUCCUCUAAAAACCGACGGAAGGACGCAUAUGCUAAAAUCAGACGAAAGAUAAAGGUCAAUAUAGCGUCCAAGGCAUUGUCAACUUGGUCAUCUAAGACACGGGCUGUCGUGGAUUUGGAGGAACAAGCCGAAGACGUCAGCAGAACGAAGCUACUGGGCGUUGUGUCUGUGAUAUUCCGAGGAUGGCAUGGCCAAAUGAUCAAGAGAUUCUCAGACUACCAGGCAGCGGAUAGGCACUAUUUUAAUCAAAUUGCCUUUGAUCAGCUCAUACAGAUGUCAGAGACAUUUGUGAUUCGUCGUGAGAUGGAGGACCAAGCGGACUCGGUAUACCGGUCUCACAUCCUGCGCCAGGCGGGUUCGGCUUUCCGCAAACUCAGCCUCCGCAUCUUCCAAAUGAGAAGCACGGUUGAAACAGCGGAAGCAAUGCGAGAAAGAAACCUUCGAAAGCAUUCGCGAGCCCUAUUCCGUGACUGGGUGGAUGAAGCUCGCAUCAAAUUGGAGGCUCGCGACUCGGCAGGCCCUGCCUUAACGCCUGCGCGAUAUCCAAGCUUCGAAGGAGGUAGUCGCCCUGGGUCUGCUCUAUUUGAUCCAUGGUAUCAGAAUCCAUCAGAAACGCCAUUCAAGAUGAGUGAUUUCACGGCAACCUCCCAGGAGCCAGUCUCUGCGGUCUCCGCAAGCCCAUUAGCUACGCCCAGCUAUCUGACAUCGCCAUCCAAACGCGCGGCUCGGGCCCGAGCUCUUGCCCAGAUGUCCACCACCCCAGCUACACCGCUCCAUACACCCUUCGCCAGUCGACUCCUCCGCGCUUCGAAUUCCGCCGCCCAAACAGCUUCAUCUUUUCGUCCCCGUACCGGCCGCCGAACCUCGAUUGGAACCAGUGUUCGGUUUGUAGACGAAGAACUACCCGAAUCCCCGACGGAUGGCCGCAGAUCCGCAAAUCGACGACCUUAA
Messenger RNA from Penicillium waksmanii, 3285 nucleotides. Its product is annotated as Sfi1 family protein. Lineage: Eukaryota; Fungi; Ascomycota; Eurotiomycetes; Eurotiales; Aspergillaceae. Bases 1 to 3285 code for a protein of 1094 amino acids. The record is from RefSeq and is a predicted model, not a curated record. Gene Ontology annotation, molecular function: phosphatase binding. The transcript has 2 exons.